Phodopus roborovskii (desert hamster) is the source of this 2433-nucleotide messenger RNA. RefSeq names its product biogenesis of lysosomal organelles complex 1 subunit 6 (gene Bloc1s6). NCBI's taxonomy places the organism in Eukaryota, Metazoa, Chordata, Mammalia, Rodentia, Cricetidae. Gene Ontology annotation, cellular component: transport vesicle; extrinsic component of membrane; BLOC-1 complex. The transcript has 5 exons. The record is from RefSeq and is a predicted model, not a curated record. Gene Ontology annotation, biological process: intracellular transport. The coding region runs from base 18 to 536 and encodes 172 amino acids.
GCGGUCACAGCGGGGACAUGAGUGUUCCUGUGCCACCGUCCCCGGACGGGGUCCUCACCGGGACCUCUGACAGUCUGGAGGCCGGCGAGCCCACGCCGGGUUUGAGUGAUGCUUCUCCAGACGAAGGGCUGAUAGAGGACUUCGCUGCAGAGGAUAAAGCUGUGGGGCAGCUGGUGGGAGGCCUGCUGUCCCACUACCUACCAGAUCUGCAGAGGUCGAAGCAAGCCCUGCAGGAACUCACACAGAACCAAGUCGUGUUAUUAGAUACACUGGAACAAGAGAUUUCAAAAUUUAAAGAAUGCCACUCCAUGCUAGACAUCAAUGCUUUGUUCACGGAGGCGAAGCACUACCAUGCCAAGCUGGUGAACAUAAGGAAAGAGAUGCUGAUGCUCCAUGAGAAGACAUCCAAGUUAAAAAAAAGAGCACUUAAGCUCCAGCAGAAGAGACAGAGAGAAGAGCUGGAAAGGGAACAGCAGAGGGAAAAGGAAUUUGAAAGAGAAAAGCAGCUGACAGCCAAGCCAGCCAAAAGGACUUGAGAAACGAGUUGUGGGGUUUUCUGCCCUGCCAUAUUCCCUGGGUCCCCAGUGGGGUACGAGAGGGUUCGGAUGGUGCCUUAUGCCAUGGGCAUGUUUGAAAUCCUUCCCAGGGUUGCCAUGUCUCCGUGACUUCAUUUCAUUUCACUCAAGAAGCCUUGUUUUUCAUAUUUUCAACUUUUGCUUAAUUGUAAAAUUUAUUAUUUUUAUCUUAAAUCAUUUGUAAACUGGAAAAUACUUCCGUUAUGGCAAGAGUCAGGGCACUAGUUCAAAGUGAGUGCAGUGUUUGAACUUCUUGAGAAUCAGUUUUAAAGUUUCUGUUUCUCUUCUCAUGGUGACAGGCCUUUCUUGCACUGCAACACUGAUUUUUGACAAUUGCUUUUCUUUGCCUAAAGAGAAAUUCCAAUUGUCUGAUCAUAAAUCUGGGAGGGAAGCCGCCUUUGUGAAGACACAGGAAGUGUGUGUACCCUGGAAACACCAGCUCCUUAGAUGUGGGUGAGGAGAGGGGUUGCCAGAUGGAUUCUUCCAGCCAUUCAGUUUUUCAGGGUUGGUGCUUUUGUAGAUUUUGGGUUCUAAGCAGGAUUCCAUCCAUUCCUGUGCAGUGAUGGUGGACCCACCAGAUGCUCUGCACACACUUAUGCUGAGUCAUCACAUGAGGAGAGCAUGUCUGUGCUUUUUCUUUUUUCUCAGAUGAGGUCUCUCCAAAGCCCUAGCUGUCCUGGCACUCACCAUUUAGACCAGGCUGGUCUCAGACUCACAGAGAUCCAUCUGCCUCUUAUUCCUGAGUGCUGGGAUUAAAGCUGUGGGCCAUCAUGUCUGGCUCAGUGCUUUUAGAAGUAGAACACAACCUGAUGUUGCUCAUGUGUAAUUACAGGGUCGGUGGAAUGUCAGUAAAUAGUAUGCAGAAGACGCAGCACAAUACCUUUAGUUCCAUUCCUGAUGUUAUAUGUGGGCACUUACUCUGUAGGGCAAAUGAAGUUUCAUUGUUAGAAAUCAAGGCUAUUAGUACAUAUUUCCAUGUUAGUAUUUUGUCUGCAGCUGGGUUCUAACCCUAUUGUGUGUGAGCAGUCCAGAACUACAAAGGUGUCUGAGUAGAAUGUAAGUCUUUAAUGUUCCAUGUUACACUUUUAGUAAACGGAAAUCACUGCUGCUGGUUAUAUACUGGGAGAAUGAUAAAGAGGCCAUUAGAGAUGAACGAUGUUAAGAACUCGUUUAAAGGUUUAACUCCUUUGAAAGAGCCUUUUCCUUUAAUGAACGAAUUGCCAUCCCACAAGUCACUGCUCUUGACCUUCUCUUUAAGAAUACAAGUGUGUCUACUUGAAAGACUGUUAUGUGUACCCUUAGUCACUUGCUGUCACUCCCAGAGCAGAAGUCACUAGGACUUGCAGGACAAUGUCAUUAAAUUACAGAAUGUACUGUUAUAAUAAAAUAUCUGACAUCUGACAAAGGCUGUAGAUUGUUUUUCAUGGUGACUUUAGACAGAUGGUGUUGUUUGUUUAAAAUACUGUUCCUGGACACGUCCCUCAGUGAAUCUGUUCUUUGUUUGGCUUGGUGUGUCUUCCGGUGAUUCUGGUGUGCCUUAAAGGCUGAGAUGCCUCCAGUCUAGUCACCUUCAGGAUUUCCCACAUUAAGGCAUUUGCAGUUGGGAACUGAUAACUCUGACGCAGGGAACUGGUAGUAUGUAUAGAUUGUGCACUGACUUACAUUUAUAAGCAUUGGAGUAGUUUCAGAGCUACUCAGUAAUUUGUGAAGUUAAUCUUAAAUAAAUUAUUCACUACUGCUUUUGGUAUGUAAUCAAAUUUAAAACCAAAUCAACCUUUGUGACAGUAAAUGAAAAGAGACCUGGUUAAUUAAUUGAAUUUUUGACCUGCAUUAAAAUAAAUCAUGUUUAAUGAAUGAA